Drosophila yakuba is the source of this 1827-nucleotide messenger RNA. It is a transcript of the gene Or30a, whose product is annotated as odorant receptor 30a. NCBI's taxonomy places the organism in Eukaryota, Metazoa, Arthropoda, Insecta, Diptera, Drosophilidae. The record is from RefSeq and is a predicted model, not a curated record. Gene Ontology annotation, cellular component: plasma membrane. Gene Ontology annotation, molecular function: odorant binding; olfactory receptor activity. The transcript is spliced from 7 exons. Gene Ontology annotation, biological process: detection of chemical stimulus involved in sensory perception of smell; sensory perception of smell. Bases 68 to 1246 code for a protein of 392 amino acids.
AUGACAUCACGACAAGACAGACAAAUCCCACCCCUAAUCACUUGAAUACCUAUAUAACGAUGCCAGUAUGGGCUGUGAAAUUCACACCAUUGUGGAUAUUGACACAGACAAUAUGGAAUUGAACUCGAUGGAUACGGUGGAGAUGCCCAUUUUCGGUAGCACUCUCAAGCUAAUGAAGUUCUGGUCAUAUCUGUUUGUUCACAACUGGCGUCGGUAUGUCGCAAUGGCUCCGUACAUUAUCAUCAACUGUACUCAGUAUGUGGAUAUAUAUCUGAGCACCGAGUCCUUGGACUUUAUCAUCAGGAAUGUUUACCUGGCUGUAUUGUUCACAAACACGGUGGUCAGAGGUGUAUUGUUGUGCGUACAGCGGUUUAGUUACGAGCGUUUCAUUAGUAUUUUGAAAGGCUUCUACAUUGAGUUGUUGCAAUCAGAUGACCCUACCAUCAGCCUUUUGGUGGAGGAAACCACUCGGCUAUCAGUUUUCAUUAGCAGGAUUAAUUUGUUAAUGGGCUGCUGCACUUGCAUUGGCUUUGUUACUUAUCCCAUUUUUGGUUCGGAAAGAGUUCUGCCGUAUGGCAUGUAUUUGCCCACCAUUGAUGAAUACAAAUACGCCUCGCCCUACUACGAGAUUUUCUUUGUGAUUCAAGCCAUUAUGGCUCCAAUGGGGUGUUGUAUGUACAUACCGUACACGAACAUGGUAGUGACCUUUACCCUUUUCGCCAUACUCAUGUGUCGUGUUCUGCAGCACAAGUUGAGAAGCCUAGAAAAGCUGAAGAAUGACCAAGUGCGUGGUGAACUCAUAUGGUGCAUAAAAUAUCAGCUAAAAUUAACAGGAUUUGUGGACUCAAUGAAUGCCUUGAACACCCAUCUGCAUUUGGUGGAGUUCCUUUGCUUUGGGGCCAUGCUCUGUGUUCUUCUCUUCUCCUUGAUUAUUGCUCAAACUAUUGCUCAGACCGUAAUAGUCAUCGCAUACAUGGUAAUGAUAUUUGCCAACAGUGUGGUCCUCUACUACGUGGCCAAUGAACUUUACUUUCAAAGCUUUGAUAUCGCCAUUGCUGCCUAUGAGAGCAAUUGGAUGGACUUCGAUGUGGACACACAAAAGACUUUGAAGUUCCUCAUCAUGCGCUCACAAAAGCCCUUGGCGAUUCUGGUGGGUGGCACCUAUCCCAUGAACUUGAAAAUGCUCCAGUCACUACUGAACGCCAUUUACUCCUUCUUUACCCUUCUGCGUCGCGUUUACGGCUAAGAACUAUUCGCUUACAAGGUUUUUUCCCCUUUCAAGGAACAAUUGCCACAAUUGAUUGCAUUUAAGCAGCAAAUGCUCCCCUCGAAGGAUAUUGUGGGAGGGCAAAUGCGGUGCAAUUGGAUUGUUGCAAAUGCAUUCGAGGCAACUGCAACACGUCUCCCAAAUAUUCCAAAGGAGCAACCAACGAAAUAAACUAUAAUAAAAUUGCUUCUCUAGGAUCCUUUGUUGCCCUUUCGACCACAUCUUGGCCUGGCAGUUGACCACGAGCGCUUCCUUUUGUUGUUGGCUCAUUGUUAUGCCCGGCACGUGCCACUCAGAUAACUUCUAUUUAAGCAAAUAUAAAUCUAAAGUGUGCUAAAUUAGAUUAAAAUGUUCUCGUAAAAUAAACGUUGUCCAGUCUGCCGCCAGCUGAUACAGGGAUUCCAGGGGACCAAGGAGCAACCUACCACCUACCAUUAUUGUGUCCGAAAUUGCUUACAAAUUCCCGCUCCGAGUGCCAAGUAAGCCAAAUUGUUAAUUAAUGCUGGAAAUUGGAAACUCUGUUAUUUAUCCCCAAUGAGGUCAUUGUAUAAAAGUGGAGA